AGACCUAUGUUCUGUUUUUAUUCUAUUAUAUCAUGUAUCCAUUAUUUUGUAGGCAAAAGCAUUGGCGGAUCCUUUCGAAUAUGAAACUUAUAUUGAACAGCAGAAGCGAGAAAAAAUGGAAGCUGAACGGGCCUCACGAAUUACGAUCAAGAAAAGAUUACCCAAAGUUAACCGGACCCUUGCAGCUCGUCUCCUUGAAAAUGAAGAAGCUGAAAAUGAGAAGGGAGAUGCCGGUGAAGAUGGAAUUAAAAAGGCAUCUAAGAAAAAGAAAACGCUUAACAUUCAUGAUCUUGAAGAUGAGCGAUUUAAAUCUAUAUUUACAGACAAGGAGUUUGAGAUUAAGGAGACCUCCGAAGAAUAUCUGGCUUUACAUCCCAUGGGUUCUUCUAAAAAACAGACAUCUCUGUUGGAUGAACAUUUUGAACCUGUCAUGUCGGAUGAUGAUCAGAGUCUAAAUGACUCUGAUGCACCAGAAUCAUCUGAAGAUGAACCUGCAAAUACAAUGAAUGAAAAAACUCGGGUUCCAAGGAUGUAUGAAAUUAAGGAUGAGCAGCAUGCAGAGGCAUUCUGGAGCCAAAAAUCACUUGCAACAGAGGACUCUCUUCCUAUGGGAGAUAGAGUGGCUUCUCUCAAAGAUGGCCGACAUUCACGUGUUCCAGAUGGUGUUAAGCAGGGUCCAGGAGGAUCACGGCAAAUCACUUUCACCUCGAGAAGCUCAGCCAGGUAUAAGGAAGAUGAUGACGAUGAUGAAAUGCCAAACCGGAAAAGGAGGGGAGUGCAAUCCGUCGAGCCUAAGCCCCACAGAUCAAAUUUUAAUGGUAGAGGAAGAGGGAGAGGGGGGAGAGGAAGAGGGAGAGGGGGAGGAGGACGUGGGAGUGGCAGAAGAGGACGGCGAUGAUGACCUUAUAUACAAUGUUGAUGGCAUUUGAUUCUCAGAUCUUGGGCUGAAGGCACAAUGAACAUGGUUGUAGGGUCACGUGAUCAUAUAUCAGAUGUAGCAUAGCAUCUCAACUAUUUAAUUAUGUUUAGGGUUUUGAUUUACUUGCAUUUUAGUGUUUAGAGUUUGAGUUGCAGGUCACGUGUAGCCUAGCAUCAAAAUGGUUUACUUACUAUUUCGUUGUUUAGCCUCAUUUUUGGAUGCUCUCUAUGAAAGAUAAUUUUGUGUGUUAAACCUA
Messenger RNA from Lotus japonicus, 1175 nucleotides. RefSeq lists its product as uncharacterized. Lineage: Eukaryota; Viridiplantae; Streptophyta; Magnoliopsida; Fabales; Fabaceae. The record is from RefSeq and is a predicted model, not a curated record. Gene Ontology annotation, biological process: maturation of SSU-rRNA from tricistronic rRNA transcript (SSU-rRNA, 5.8S rRNA, LSU-rRNA). Gene Ontology annotation, cellular component: small-subunit processome; nucleolus; nucleus. The transcript is spliced from 4 exons. Bases 116 to 898 code for a protein of 260 amino acids.